GCCCGAAUCCGUUCAUCGAGAUCUACUCGCCGUCCCGCCUGCCGCCCGUCUCCAUGAAGUCCUUGUCGCUGGCUGGCUCCGUUGUGAUCCACACCAUUCAGGGCUACAAGGACUGGCUGCCCCUGGUGGGCACGGACGGUGUGGCCAUAGAGGACCUGGGGCGCGAGUGCGGCGCUGUGGUGAGCAUGGGCUGCGCAAGGCGGCUGUGUUCCGAGACAAGGACGGACUCGUGCACGCGUAUUCGGCCACAUGUCCGCACCUGGGGUGCAGCGUGCACUGGAACCCCAACGACGCCACCUUUGACUGCCCGUGCCACGGCUCGCAGUUCGACCACCAUGGCCGCUGCAUCAACGGCCCCGCCAAGGCCGACCUCGCCCCGCUGGACCCCCGCCAGACUGGGUGAAGCGUGCAGCGUGAAGGCGUGUGUGCAAGGUGUGGGGCGGACUGCAGUUGAGCUAGGGGCGAAGGUUGAGGAAGAGGGCUUCAACACGGCUGGAAUAUGCCCGGCUCGUCAUGCCCUCAACACUGCCAGCUCCUGCUGCUGGUUCUGCCGAGGGGGAGUGGAAAGUGCGAGCAUAUAAGGGGGGGGGGGGCAGGGGCUGGUUGACUGCCUCCACGAGGGUUAACUGUUGGAGCCCUGGGAAGAUGAUAGGGGUUGGAAGGGGACAUGAGAACAUGUAACCUUGCCUUGCAUAUUUCUUCCUUGGGCUGCCUACACUGCAAUGUGCAGGAACAACUGAUUUUGCGUAAUGUUCCAUGCCCUUAUGCAUCAAAUCGAAUAGCAAGCAUGUACUUUGGAAGUG
This is a messenger RNA of Closterium sp. NIES-67, 803 nucleotides long. The record is from the annotation of a GenBank genome assembly. NCBI's taxonomy places the organism in Eukaryota, Viridiplantae, Streptophyta, Zygnematophyceae, Desmidiales, Closteriaceae.